UUCUUGCUCCCAAUUUGGCCACUUGCAUUAACAGUGAUGCUGGUGAUGUGGGCUAAGUCUAAGACCUUCUCGGUCUCAUUCUACAACCUCAGAGGCCGCUUGCACCACACUUGGGCUGUACCUCGCUUCGGUUUUCAGUAUUUCUCGCCAUUUGCUAGAGAGGGCAUCAAUAAGCACAUAGAGGAGGCAAUUCUCAGGGCCGAUAGGUUUAGCCUUGCUGCAUUGAAUAAGAUCGGGCUCUGCGAAAGCUCUUUCUUUACUCGCUGCGACGGCUUGCAACUUCGACUGAACAGACAAAGCCUCAAAACCCUAGCCAUGUCGCUGGUAGCGAAUGAAGAGUUCCAGCACAUUCUGCGAGUGCAGAACACGAACGUGGAUGGGAAACAGAAGAUCAUGUUUGCAAUGACAUCCAUCAAAGGUAUCGGCCGUCGUUUCACCAACAUCGUCUGCAAGAAAGCCGAUGUCGACAUGAACAAGAGGGCUGGUGAACUCUCAAAUCAAGAAAUUGGUAGAGUGGAUCACAUGGGUUUUGCUUCCUUGUUAGUGUUUUUUUUUUUUUUUUGUGCUUCAAACUACACUAUUCCCUUCAGGUGAAAAUGGCCACAGUUGAGGUUGUGUUAGCUGCAUCAGCACUCUCAGAGGAGAUCACUAAAGAGGAGCCAACCAAGGCUGAAGAGACAACAACCACAGAAGAGGCAGUGGCUCCACCACCACCAACAGCGGCUGAGCCACCAGCAGAAGAAGAGAAGGUAACAGAAACAGCCGCCGCACCAGAGGAA
Camellia sinensis is the source of this 779-nucleotide messenger RNA. The record is from RefSeq and is a predicted model, not a curated record. Lineage: Eukaryota; Viridiplantae; Streptophyta; Magnoliopsida; Ericales; Theaceae.